UAUUCAGAGCAGAGGGUUGGCGAAACUGAGGAUUAUAAAUACUUGAAAAAAAUAUUUUCAUGCAGAUACAUAUGUUUUUAUCAUAUUUUUCAAAUAUAAUUAUGAGAUUAGUUCAGUUUUAUCUUAAGGUCAAAUCAAGUCGAUUUCAAAAAUUUCAUUCCUCAAGUAUUGUUAGGUGAUACUGAUAAUCAUUCCAAUUUGAAACUUAAUUUUUAAUUAUGAAUAAUAAGAAAAUCGACUGUGCAUUGAUAAAAGAAGUUUUUAAGACUAUGAAAUAUCCAGAAAAAGUUGAUUCCGGAGACAUGGAUGAAUUCGUGAAACGUGAAUCAUUAGAGGAAAAAAAAAUGGUAUUAUCAUCCAUCAGCAAGUCUGAUAAAUGGAGUGAAAUGAGCAACGAAUAUAGAGCUAAUUCAAUGGGUAAAUUGGCAUCUGAAAUUGAAAUAGCGGUAGAUUCUUUUUCUGAAUUACAAAAAAGUAUUGACGAUGUUAGCACUGUUUUCUUGAAAGAAAAGGAACUUCCUUAUUUGGUGGAAACACUGAAAUAUUAUUCUAAUUUGUGCCAAUUAGUAAAAAUAGAGCAAAAAGGACUUGUAAUUUGUAAAGUGGGUCGUUCUAGUAAUCUUGCAGUAUUGGGAUAUGCUCUUGGUCCAGCAUUAGCUGCAGGAUUCAAAGUAUUAUUUGCCUGUGCUUCAGGAAUGAGACGUUUCAUUGAAUUCAUCAUAACUUUGUCAUUAAAGGCCGAUUUUCCUAAAGAAACCAUAUCUGUUAUUUCUGAUACUAUUAGUUGUUUUACAGAAAUAUACAAGCAUGCUUCAGUUAUUAAUGUAUUUGAUACUAUUGAUAAUCAGGAUUGUGAUAAAAUGCUUGGAAUAAUUCCUCAUACAACUCCAUUCUUAAUUUUUGAUAGUGCAGAUCUGGAUUCUGCCUGUGAAUCGGUGAUAAAUUCUACCUGGAAGAAUCAGCUUUUAUUCAAUUGUUUAGCUAAAGAGGUUUUUGUUCAAGAAACAAUUUAUGAAGAAUUUAUAAGUAAGCUGAAAGAAAAAAUGGAUUCACAAUCUUUCCCAUUAUCUGAUAAAGUGAAGAAAGAUGCUUCCCUCCAAGGUAUAACAAAUGAUGAGGACACAUAUGUUUCACAAAAUGGUCAUGUCUUAAUUUUUGGUGAACGAAUAACUACCCUAUGGUCCGGUUGUGUACCUAUGGUUUCUAUAUCAGCAUUCAGAAAUGUAGAUGAAGCAAUAGCAUUGGGUAAUAAUAAUUAUCAAGGUUUUGCAGCAUCAGUCUGGACAGAAAAUAUUGGAAUUGGGAAUUAUGUAGCAGAAAGAAUAGAUGUCGCCAAUGUUUGGAUCAAUUCAUUCGGUAUUUAUUACCCAGAAAUUUCUUUCUCUCCUCAGAAAUCGAGUGGAAAAGGCUACUUUGGAGGACUUCAGGGUUUCCAUGAACUACUUUUUUACAACAAGGAUAUUAUGAGUUUCACAGGGAAUAAAUUAUCAUAUGAAAAGAAGGAUUUGGAAGGAGCAAUAUCAUCUGCCAAAACUGCACAUCAAAAAUGGAAGUCCCUUCCAAAAUACUUAAAAAUAAAGCAGUUCGGUGUUCUAAUUAAAUUUAUCAACAAAAAUAAAAAUAAGUGGCUGAAGAAUGAAGAUGUUUCAGAAGAAUGGGUCGAUGAAUGGAAAUCCCUAUUUCAUCAAUAUAUCGAGUCUAACCCCUAUCCCUCUAUUUCAUCACCUAACAAAAACUACAGCUUGAAUGUUUCCUAUUCACCAAAAGGUGUUUUGGUUGCCGAAUUUACCAGAUACAUCGGUAAUCACAACAAGAGGUUGCUAAUUGCUAGUAUUUUGCAAGGCAAUAGUCUUAUAGUGUUGAACCAAUAUGAAAAAUUGCAACACUUUUACAAUGAAAUUUCCAAACUUUUACCUGCAGGUGUUCUCACAGUUCUCCCAUACAGCUAUGGGGCCAGUAGCGAAAUCGUCAAAAAUCGAAUGGUUGACUGUUACUUCAAUGAAUACAAAAUAGAUGAUGAUACUCUAGGUAUUACCCAUAAAUUUAUGUCGGUCAGUAAUUGUUGGUCUGAUGUUUACAACAAAAUUGUUAAUGUGAAAAAUAUAUGGUCUAAUGUUGGACAUGGCUAUCUUGUUUAAUUUUAUUGUUAUUAUAUAUUGUUAAUUUACAUAUAUUUGAAAUACAUUUAUUAUUUGAAUAAAAA
Molecule: messenger RNA, 2203 nt
Organism: Harmonia axyridis
Lineage: Eukaryota; Metazoa; Arthropoda; Insecta; Coleoptera; Coccinellidae
Product: aldehyde dehydrogenase-like
Exons: 1
Coding region: 219-2138 (639 amino acids)
Molecular function (GO): oxidoreductase activity, acting on the aldehyde or oxo group of donors, NAD or NADP as acceptor
Source: RefSeq, a predicted model, not a curated record